AUGGCCAAGAAAAAACAAUCAGGGCCGGAAAGCGCGGUUCGGGCUGCCCAGGAGGGCCGUGCACGUGGCGGUACGGGCUCACAGUUGCGAUGGAUGAGAUCGCUGUCGCCCGUGGGGAAACUCUACCGUUCUAGCGCCAGUUUGAUUCAUUUUCCAGGAAAAGUGAUUUAUAGUGGGAAUGUUAUACCAAUGGCCGGCGACAGUGAAGAAAACAUGUCUUUGGACUCUGGAGGGAAAGACACAGAGCCCGAUUUGGCUCGUCCAUGUGGCAUGGCGAAAAGUAUCGUGGGUCUGCUUACCACGGCCAGUGUGUAUGCUGGAAUGGGCGAUAUGGAGCAGGCAGAAGAAAUCUUUGAGGACGAAGAAGACGGAGAGGACGAAGAAGACGGAGAGGACGAAGAAGACGGAGAGGACGAAGAAGACGGAGAGGAUAACGAGGAGGACAAAGCUGAGGUGACCAAUGCCGCCCACGAAGAACAAAACGAGCCAGAGUUUGUGCCACCUGAGCACGCAGAUGAGAGCUCAGACAGUUUGCAAACCGUCAGCGAUCUCAAUUCCCUCGCAGACACGAUCACUCACGUCUCGAAAAAGGACACAUUGUUCGAAAUCUCCGUGGUUCCCAACCAUGACGCGACGUCCAUACAAUCGACGUCCUCCGGAUCUCGUCAACUAAAAAUAUACCGGAAAUUACUGUCGCGAUUCAACUUGAACGAAGCUGACGACGAAUUUGUUCUCAAACAGUCCUGUUGGCUCCUCAAGGAUCUGCUCAUUCAGGGCCAUAUCGUCUUGACCUCCCGGCACCUAUUGUUCUUUGCAUUUUUGCCAAAAUGCACCGGCACUGCUAAAAUGUCGGGGACCCUAUCCACAUAUUCCGGCGGCUUAAGAGGCAGAUGGACUCGUUACUGGGCUGUACUGAAGGAUCACACGUUGUCACUUUAUAAUUCGCGUAAGGACCUAUAUUUCCCAUUAUUAACCAUCGAUUUGAGGUACGCAAGCCGAAUUGAACUUGACAAGCGUGGAAAUGAAAGCACGAGUUUUUUCAAGAUCCACACAGAGACAAAGAACUACAGAUUCAGUGCAGACUCUCAUUUCGCGUCUCGCUCAUGGUCAAGUGCCCUCAAAAAGCAGCUUUUCACUACUCGGAAUUCUGAAAACGACUCUAUGUCAGUGAAAAUUCCUUUGGCCAACAUCAUCGACGUUGAUGAGCAAAUGCUGGUCGCGCAGUCCGUCACGCUUAGAAUCCGUGUGCUGGAGAGCCCGACUUCUUUUGCGGUGGAUGAUUACUUCUUCAUGUUUUUGGGCAAAAACGAAAUGAACCUAAAACAAAUCAUCAACGAGCAGCUUUCGAAAAUGGAUAAACCAUUGAUCAAAACUGCAAACACGAGUCAUGGGCCAGCUCCUAAUCUUGAUUCCCAAGCUAUGGAGGUCAAUUCUCCAGAAAAAGCUGUACGUGGUCGGUCUGAUUCUAAUUCCAGAAAAAUAAUCAGAAGAGUACUAUCGCCAGUUUCUCGAGUUCGCAGACCAUCCUUCUCUGUGCAUGUACCGUUCAAUCCUAAAAGUCCGCAGCGUGCUUUACGUCUUCUCAAGACAAGAGAUGAUAGUGUUGGAAAUAUUAGGAUUUCUAACGGAGACACCGAAGGUGAAAUUAACCGAGAUUCUCUCGAGGAAACUGCAGAGUUGCUGAGUUCGAGUGGUGUUCCGAUAACGCCGGUUGCAACGUCUGACAGUGAGGAGUCUGCAGAACUGUCAGAUGAUGCGAGAGCAGGAACAUCCAAAUUUGCAAGUUGGACUCCACAGCCAAUCAAAAACAUGGGCAGUAUGUGGGGAGCCCAUCCCGUCCACUAUAGAAACGAAGAUGCAGACGUGUUCCCGGAUGAUGAUCAGUAUUUGGCUAGCGCAAAAGAACAAGCGGUUGCAAGCAAAAGAUUUAGAUCGCACUUUUCUCUCAAACAGAAUGAGAAUCUGAGAGCCGCCUAUUACACUCAUUUGAACAAAAACAUCCCGGUGUAUGGAAAGCUUUAUAUUGGCUCAUCCGUUAUUUGUUUCAGGUCUUUGAUUCCUGGUACCAAAACGAAGAUGAUUUUGCCUAUCGAAGACGUUGAAAACUGUUUUAAGGAGCGCGGUUUCCGCUUCGGGUACUUUGGACUAGUCCUAGUAAUUCACGGGCACGAGGAGCUCUUUUUCGAAUUCAGUUUGCAAAGUUCCAGAGAUGACGCAGAGUUUGUUACUUUGAAGCAAUUAGACUCCAUAAAGCUAGACGCAGGUAGUUCACUUAGUAUGGCUGAUGGACUAUCUCAAAAACUCAGAAAUGCCGAUAUUUCAUCGGAGCAGCAGUCUACUGAGGCAGGAAAGCUAAGGCUAUUUGAAGACAAAAUAAAUGCCGAAGGAUACGAUCUUCCCAUGAUGGUAGAAGAAAGCCCGUACUACAAAACCAGUAUCACACCGAAGAAGUCCUACAAAUUUGGGCUCCUUACCAUCGGAUCUCGUGGUGAUGUUCAACCGUAUAUUGCGUUGGGAAAAGGUUUGCUGAAAGAAGGGCAUCGUGUUACCAUUAUAACUCAUCUUGAGUUUGCAGACUGGGUUAGAUCCCAUGGAAUAAAAUUUAGAGAGAUUGCCGGCAAUCCAGCUGAAUUAAUGUCCUUAAUGGUGCAGCAUGGUUCUAUGAAUGUGGGUCUUUUACGCGAAGCUUCUUCACGAUUUAGAGAUUGGAUUACAGAACUUUUCGAAACAUCUUGGCAUGCAUGUCAAAAUUUGGACAUUCUUAUAGAAUCACCGUCUGCCAUGGCUGGUAUCCAUAUCGCAGAGGCACUUCAAAUUCCUUAUUUUAGAGCAUUUACCAUGCCAUGGACCCGGACUAGAGCAUAUCCACAUGCUUUCAUUGUUCCCGACCAGAAAAGAGGCGGCAACUACAACUUCUUCACUCAUGUCCUCUUUGAGAACAUUUUUUGGAAGGGUAUUGGUGGUCAAGUCAAUAAAUGGAGGAUCGAGACAUUGGGGUUGAAGAAGACUAACCUAAUGAUGAUGCAACAGAAUAAAGUGCCAUUCUUGUACAAUAUAUCACCCGCUAUAUUCCCACCCUCCGUUGAUUUCAGUGAAUGGAUCAAGGUGACGGGGUAUUGGUUCCUGGAUGGAAAAGACGAUUACAAUCCACCACCUGCUUUAACAGAGUUCAUCGCAAGAGCCAAGGCGAAUGGCAAAAAGCUUGUUUACAUUGGAUUUGGUUCGAUUGUGAUCAACAAUCCCAAGAAGAUGACAAAAGCAAUUGUAGAAGCUGUACUUGAUGCACACGUUUUCUGCAUCCUAAACAAAGGCUGGUCGAACCGAUUAGAGGAAGAGACUGAAACAGACCCUGUUGAGGAAGAAUUUCCAGAUUGCAUUUACAACUCCGGAUCUGUGCCACACGACUGGUUAUUUCCUCAUAUCGAUGCAGCAGUCCAUCACGGUGGAUCAGGCACUACAGGAGCUACACUGAGAGCAGGCCUCCCCACGGUCGUCAAGCCUUUUUUCGGAGAUCAAUUUUUUUACGCUAGCCGCGUUGAGGACAUCGGUGCCGGCAUCAAUCUCAAGAAGCUCAAUAGUAAGACAUUGUCGCGGGCAUUGAAAGAGGUGACAACAAAUUCUCGAAUUUUACAAAAGGCACAACAGAUCAAAGCGGAAAUAUCUAAGGAAGAUGGAGUUCGCACUGCGAUUAGCUGCAUAUAUUCCGAAUUGGAAUAUGCAAAGAGUUUGGUUGCCGCGAAAAGCCAGGAUAAGCGCAAGAACAUCAAGGAUGUUGGCUCACCUGAAGAAAAUUCCUGGUUUUUGGUUUAA
Molecule: messenger RNA, 3810 nt
Organism: Lachancea meyersii CBS 8951
Lineage: Eukaryota; Fungi; Ascomycota; Saccharomycetes; Saccharomycetales; Saccharomycetaceae
Source: the annotation of a GenBank genome assembly